UGGUGGACCAAUGAGGCUUCGAUCUGUACCGGAGAAACAUCCAGGAGCUGGCAUCCUCUGGACUGGCGUGACUGGGAAGGUUUAUUAUAUCCAGCCGAUGAAAUACGAAAUCGUCGCCAUUUGCAGGUCCAUAAUUAGCUGCCUGCUGGAGGGUCAAUGGACAUGAUAGUCUCUCUGCUACCAGUUCUUCCUGGACUACAGAGCUUCAGUCCCCUGCUAUUUGUGGAUGUGCUGUCAAAUCAAAAGAAGUAUCAUUUCAAUAUACUCGAACAAGUUUUGUAGAAAUACAACCACCGGAAACAUUAAGUAGUGCAUAAAAA
Messenger RNA from Geodia barretti, 320 nucleotides. Lineage: Eukaryota; Metazoa; Porifera; Demospongiae; Tetractinellida; Geodiidae. The record is from the annotation of a GenBank genome assembly.